AUCUCCAUCUCAUCCGUCGCUCAAUGACAUGCUCGAGGCAGGAAGGGCGAUCGAGACGAUCAAAGCAAAUAUAAAGAGUAGCCCAGCAUGGUGCGCUCUUCCUUUACUCUCCACUCAAACCCCUCUCUGUACUACCGCCCAACAUGUUUCAACCUUUCGUGUUUCUCCUCCUCUCCUCCCUCUGGAGCUGGAGUGCAGCCCAAACCUUCACCGGCCCCGAAGACCCCCGCAUCAGCAUCGAACUCGAACUCCAAACGCCCUCGCAAGGCAUCAGCAUCACCGCCGACGGCCGCAUCUUCGUAGCCUACACCUACGUCGACGGCACCAGCGGCGGCCCGCAAGUAGUCGAGUACAACAAGACGACAAACACCUCCACGCCCUACCCCAACGAAGCAUGGAAUACGUACAGCGCGGGCGACGACGUGGCGACGCAUUUCAUCGGGGUGAAUGCGCAGCGCAUUGGGCCCGAUGGGAAUUUGUGGAUUGUAGAUAAGGGAGCGACGGGGAUUGGGGAGCCGGUGUUGCUGCCAGAUGGGCCAAAGGUGGUGGUUGUGAAUGUGACUACGAAUGAGGUUGCGAGGGUUUAUGAGAUGGGGAAUGUGACGAGGAUUAAUAGCUUUAUGGAUGAUAUUCGGUUCAAUCCUGCUGCUGGGAUGGCGUAUCUCACCGAUGCUGGAAGUGCGGGUCUGAUUGUGCUCGAUCUCGAGACUGGUGAUGCCGUGCGCGUUCUCAACGAUGCCCUCUCUACGCACGAGUACAUGCCCGUGUCCGCCGAAGGCAGCAUCCUCUACAACCAAGGCAAACCCUUCUACUUCUACGCCGACCAGCACGAAGUCAGCCCCGACGCAGAGUACUACUACUUCCAGCCCGCCAGCGGCGGCAUGAGCCGCAUCCCGACGAAAUGGAUGAACGCGGCCUUCAGCAACAGCUCGCUGAACGACAACGCCAUUCUCGGCCAGUACGUCGAGCCGUACGCGCACACGCCCGCCACCGGCGGCACGGCGAUCGACGCCGAGGGCAAUAUUUACAACAGUGAUACGGAUAGCCAGCGGAUUAUCAAGAUAGCGCCGAAUGGGACCAUGUCGCUGCUUGUGCAGGAUCCGAGGUUGUUGUGGGUGGACGCAAUGUGGAUUGAUGAUCAGAAGCGACUCUGGAUGCCGGCCGAUCAGCUGAAUCGAGGUACGCCGUUCCACAACGGCACGAGCUUGAUCACCAAGCCGUUGUACGUCUUUAGCAUUUACAUCGGUGUGGGACCGUCGCCCAUCGAUCAUGCAUGAGAGAAGGGUGUUUGUACGCAACAUAAAUGUGGAACACGAUGGACGAACGCCGUUAGUCGGUGUAGGCUAUAAUUUCUCAAUGGAAUCACCCGACCCAGCCUGGCCACCGCAGCUGAAAGGCACUAACUUUGGAAUUAUCAGCCCCACUGCAUCUUAGUACUCUCAUACUGUACCACCCAAUGCAGCAUGCUAAUCUAGAUCGGCA
This is a messenger RNA of Neohortaea acidophila, 1482 nucleotides long. Its product is annotated as major royal jelly protein. Bases 144 to 1277 code for a protein of 377 amino acids. The record is from RefSeq and is a predicted model, not a curated record. The transcript has 4 exons. Lineage: Eukaryota; Fungi; Ascomycota; Dothideomycetes; Mycosphaerellales; Teratosphaeriaceae.